AUGAAUGACAGAGACUAUUCAUUGAAAGAGGAUGUACAGUUUGCUCAAGUACUGCCCUCUACCGCCACCGCCCCCGCCGCUGCCACUACCACCAUUCUCCGUCCGCACCAUAAUGCAACUGACAGCGACGACGACGACGACGACGCGGACGGUCCAUUCUUUGACUUAGAGUUCGCUGUUCCCGAUGAAGUUGAUGACCCCGAACAUUCUCAUGAAGACCCCAACGCCACCAUUAAUAAGCACUCUGACCAAGAAGAGGAAGAUGAAGAAGAAGACGACGACGACAACAUUGAAGAAUGCGAGAGAGAGUUCAAGUUUACGCUGUCUCCUUCAAGCAACGAUCGAGGCGAUGAUCCCAACCUUUCUCUCUCUCCUUCCGACGAUCUCUUCUUCAAAGGAAAGCUGGUGCAGGUGGACCCUUCCUCCUCCGAACCAAACUCCAAGCCUCCUCCUCCUCAGUUCACGGCCUCCUUGUUCAAAUCCGCCACCAAAUUACGCGUCUUCAGGUUGGGAGGCCUCAACAAGAAACCCAAGGACUCCAACAAUGGCGCCUCCUCCGACUCCGUUCCCAGAGAGACAGAGUCACAGCAGCAGAAGAAGCAGCAACCGUCGGAGAGAAAGCACUUCACGGUGAAGUUCAAAGUUGAAGAGGUGAAAAUCAUGUCUCUCUUCAGCAGAGAUAACAGUUCCAGAGGUAACAACAAGAAGCAUUCCAACUCGCACUCGCACAACCCGGAGGAGUCACCUUCUUCCUCCUCGGAAGAGAAGCGUUCUUCGAAGGAAGUCAUGAACAAGUAUCUCAAGAUGGUGAAGCCACUCUACAUUAGAGUCUCUCGUAGAUACGGUGAUAAACUUGGCUUCUCCGGCCACCUAAGCUUGAGUUCUGCUGCUGAUAAACCUGCUCCGCCGCCGAGAGACACGCCGGAGAAGAAAGGAUCUCCGUCUAAGGCGGCAGCGGAAUCCGAUGCCGGCGAGAACAGAGAAACCAACACGAAGACCGAGAAGCAGGGGAAUAAUGUGCAUGAGCCGCUGCUCCGGCGGCUUCGGUGUCUUCGAAACGGCGUGAUGAUUCUCUUUUGCAGCAACAGGACGGGAUUCAAGGCGCCAUUAUGCACUGCAAGAGAUCCUUCAACGCUUCAAGAUCAGAGAGCGAGUGUUGUGGUGUGAGGGAGGAAGUGGCAAUGGCAAUGGCCUCCGCCUUGGAAGCUUCAAGGAAGUCUACGAAUGAAGGCAAGGACAAAAGUCGUUGAAAAUUACUGUAACCCUCUCAUGUCUGUAAAAAUGUGAAAACGUUGCUGUAUGCUCAAUUACUUUCUUAUCUCUAUGUUAAUUAAUUAAUUUAUUAUUAAUUAUUAUUAACUAGUGUAGUUAAGAGAGAAGGAUGAGAAUGAAUGAAUGAGGCUCUUUUGCCAAUAGUUCAGUGGCUCUCUGUCUUUUUUGUUCCCUUGUUAGUGUAAACUGUAAAGCUCUUCUUUCUGAGAAAGUGAAAGAAGAAUCAGAUCUUUUCUAUGUGUACCUAUGUUUUUCUUUUUUUUUUUU
Arachis duranensis is the source of this 1539-nucleotide messenger RNA. RefSeq names its product probable membrane-associated kinase regulator 2. Lineage: Eukaryota; Viridiplantae; Streptophyta; Magnoliopsida; Fabales; Fabaceae. Gene Ontology annotation, cellular component: plasma membrane. The record is from RefSeq and is a predicted model, not a curated record.